GUAUACAAUAAGUGAAUGUCUUAGUAUUUAUGUUCUUUGUUUUAGAUUUCUCUUUAAACCUUUCGGCAUGUCAGCUCUAUUCUGUUCCUAACUGUAUAAAAUUAGUUUAUAAAUCUGUACUGCCUCAUUACUUUUAGAAUAAAGCGUACCCAUAGUACUGCUGAAUAAACUACUGUUUGGUAAAGGCUUUGAAGCAUAAAGCUGAUUUCUAUAUUAGUAAAAUAGAUAUUUUAUCAGUUGAUAAAGUGUUGAACUAUCUGUUUUCUACCUAAACAAAAAAUAUACAAUCAAAAACCUUGAGGCGAUUGGAGACAGUAAAAUGGUUCACAAACUGAGUCACAUUUAGUCUCAAACAGGUUUAUAAAGUGUUUUAAUCUCCUUAUGGACUAAAAGGAUAAGGAUGGCAAAAACAUGUUAUGUAAAUGCAACUCAAAUACUGAAAAGGUUGAACAGCAUCAGGGUCUUUGACUGGGCCAAAGGUCCUUCUGGUCUGACCAAGAGACAGAAACAAACACAGUUAUCUUUUCCUUUGUCCAAACAUAAACCCACCUCUGCCUUGUUUUUCUCUUCCUCUUCAGUGUGUCAGAGGUUCAAACAGCAGAAACAAGAUGGCCGCCGCUCUGCAAGUGGCACCAACACGUACAGGAUGCAGCGGUGCUCGGCUGGAUCACACCUCUCUCUGUGUUCAGAUGAUGAUUGGGUCUCCAAAUGCCCGUCUGGCUGCAGGCUGCAGGGUUUGAUGUCAGAAAUGGAAAAUGACGUGGAAAAAAAACUGCAGACGUUCUGUCAAAAGUCAAGUAUUUAUGAAAUCGCAAUGGAGAAGUCCAUGACGGAGAUGACGCACGUCUACAACUCUAACCGCAGAGUCAUAGUCAACAGAUACAUUUCAGAACUGAAGUUUGUGAAAAGUGCCGACAAACUGGCCAAGAACCUCAGAGAACUACGACGGCGAUCAGGAUUUCUGGCGCAGAAGAUAAAGGAGAUGAGCAGCCAUGUGAGGAAACAGGUGGAGGAGCUGUAUCGAACAGAGGUGGACAUAGACAUGAAGCUGAGGACCUGCCAGGGAUCCUGCCGCGCGGCGCUGCCGUUCAGCGUCGAUCACCAUGGUUACCAGUCUCUUCAAACAGACCUGCGCCUCAUGGACAAAACCAUGACACAGAAAACCAAACCCGCCACGCCUCCCCAGAACAUUCCCAGAGUUACGCUGCAGCCGGCGAACGUCGGCCCGCCGCCGUCUGCAGAAUACAAAAAGAUCCCGACGGUCCAGAAAGAGCUGCUGACGCAGUUUGAAGACAUAGAGCAGAACCGCAUGGUUCUGGUGGAUCAGUCGGAUGAGGUGAACACACUCAGAGCUGCAGGUUCCAAUCUGGAACCAACAGCUGAGGGGGAUCAUUGUAGUAAUACUUAAUAAAGACAGAAAGACUUCA
Messenger RNA from Poecilia latipinna (sailfin molly), 1427 nucleotides. Its product is annotated as fibrinogen alpha chain. The record is from RefSeq and is a predicted model, not a curated record. Gene Ontology annotation, biological process: blood coagulation, common pathway; platelet aggregation; blood coagulation. The transcript has 4 exons. Bases 401 to 1408 code for a protein of 335 amino acids. Gene Ontology annotation, cellular component: fibrinogen complex. NCBI's taxonomy places the organism in Eukaryota, Metazoa, Chordata, Actinopteri, Cyprinodontiformes, Poeciliidae. Gene Ontology annotation, molecular function: extracellular matrix structural constituent; signaling receptor binding; protein-macromolecule adaptor activity.